GUGGUAUGUGUAAAAGAGAGGGAGUGGUCUGUGUGUGUGGGGAUGGGUAGAGAUUGAAGGGGUUUAGAGGAAGUAAAAGCGUGAAAAACAAGACUGAUGAUGUCACCAGUGCUAGGCAUGUCCUUCUUGGCCCUGGUCCUAUCAGGAGGAGCCUGGGCGUUUUCUCCCAUUGGGGACGGAGCCUCCACCCACGUCAGCAUCACAGAAAAAGCCGUGCUACAGAAGGUCACGGACGUGUGCCGAGCCAUCGCAGAGUCAGAGCGACGAGACUUCACCCCCACGGGCAAUUCUGCAGAGGAGCUGGUCCAGGCCUGCCUGGGACCCAAAGCAACAGGUGAAGUGUCAGCAGCUAAGUUCAAAUCUGCCCUGAACGAGAUCUACAUACAGAACGGACAGGUGGACAGAGACUUUGUCAACAGCCCAGCCCAUCACUUCAACUCUGAGGCGUUUGCUCUGGGCCGGCGCCUUAUCACUGAUGGGGUGGCCAGCAUCAAGGCCAACGUACAAAAGGAGAACUUCCUGGCUGCCAGAGAAACACUGGGGAGAGUACUACACACACUACAGGACUUCUACAGCCACAGUAACUGGGUGGAUCUGGGAUACACUGAACCCUACGCCAACCUGAUCCGCCCCGAUCUCCCACUGGAAAACCUGGCAGAUGUUAAAACACCGACCUGCAGUGACUGUGCCAAUGGGGGGUUCUGUUCCAACUCCAUCCUGCCUAACAUUCUUAAUGAGAAGAAACUCACCUCUGGGUACAUGGGGAUCUUGUCCUCAGCUAAGCCUAAAGGUAAGUGUAGUCAUGGCGGUGCAGCUGACCUGACCAGCUCCAAGGCUCCUCGCGGGGGAAUCAGCAAGGACGAGCGUCGCUCUGACAACGUGGCCCUGCACACCGCUGCUGUCACCGUGGCAACGACCGCCACCCUCCAGCUGCUGGACGACAUCCGGGGAGCCGCCGGUGACAACAACUACCUACGCCUCAUGGGCAUAGCGCGUUCGUCAGUGGUUGUUUUUGUGAUCGACACUACGGGGAGCAUGAGUGAUGACAUCCUCGAAGCCAAGAGAGUCGUCUAUGAGAUCAUCGACAGCAAGAAGGGAACGCAGGAUGAGCCCUCCCAGUACAUCCUGGUCCCAUUCAAUGACCCAGAGUUCGGACCCCUGAUAAAAACGACAAACCCUGAUGUUAUGAAAGCAGAGAUCGCUAACCUCACGGCUGAUGGAGGCGGAGACCUCCCUGAGAUGUGCCUAUCAGGGCUCCAGUUGGCGCUGACCGGUGCCCCUGCGUCGUCCAACAUCUAUGUUUUCACAGAUGCCGUUGCCAAGGACAUUGAAUUAAAGGAAACGAUCGUGGCCCUGAUCAGGAGCACCAAGUCAACCGUGUCUUUCUUCAUGACUGGUGAUGGUGCUGGUGCUAGAAGGAGGAGGCGUGGAGUAGAGUCCAGCGAAGCUACAUUCGAGACCUACAAGGACCUGGCGCUGGCGUCUGGUGGUCAGGCAAUCAUGGUCACCAAGGAAAAUCUGCCCCAGGCCACUGACGUCAUCAUCGACUCCUCCACCUCCGCUCUGGUGACAGUCCUACAGCGAGCGAGGAACCCAGGCAGAGCUGAGACAUUCUCCUUCCUGCUGGACGAGUCUCUGAACAACAUCACCAUCUAUAUCACUGGAAAGACCCUCACCUUCACCCUGAAGAACCCUGCAGGUGUGACCCAGAAACAGAAUGAGGCCAACGGGAAACUGGGGACUGUCCAGACAGUGGGCAACCUCUACCGGGUCCGUCUGGCCUCCAACAAACAUACGGGAUUAUGGGAAAUCAGCAUGAACUCCAACCAGCCCUACACACUAAAGGUCUCGGGUCAGAGUACCAUUGCCUUCAUUUAUGACUUUGUGGAGACCUUCGAUGGACCUCAUCCAGGAUAUGCCCUCAUCUCUGGCCGUCCGCAAGCAGGUAUGCCUGCCAUGUUGUUGGUAUCGGUGUUGGGCAGAAAGGGCCCAGCCUCUGUCAAGGUGGCUGACAUUGCCUUGGUGACAGUGUCAGGGUCAGAGGUCGUAGGCGGGGCCCUGGAAGACAUGGGCAACGGGGAGUUCCUAGUGACGGUAACCAAGGUCCCUGCGGGGGAGUUUGUGGUGCUGUUGAACGGGACAGACGUGGUCUCCUCCACCGUGUUCCAGAGACAGUCCACCACUCAGAUGUCCGUCUCCAAGGUUACCAUCAAGGCCGUGGUGGACAGAAGCAUGGAGCCUGGUAAACCCUUCACCCUUCCCUUCACCGUCAUGACCGACGCCACUGGAGGCAGCUACAAAAUCAGUGCCAGAAACGACCGAGACUUCAAAAUGAACGUCCCCGGCAGCAUCGCUGUGACCACCGGAGGAAACGCCACCGGUGAACUGACCAUCACGGUGCCCGCCAACACACCCUCAGGAACAGAUGUCACCUUAACCAUCGAGGCUGUGGCCCCCGGGGCGUCCGACUCCAACUACGCCGUCCUGCGCCUCUCUGUUGUCAACAAGGUGACAGAUUUCACCCCUCCCCAGUGUGAGAUGGUCAUCGUCUCAUCGGUCGACUGCCCAGCUGACCCAGCAGCCUGCAGCUCUGCCUUCUGGCAGCUCUCUGCCAACCUGACCGACGGUGUCAAUGGCACGGGCAUCACCAGCCUCAAACACCGCCAGGGCAUAGGCAUCCUCACCCACACGGACCUGAAGCAGACGUUUGUUGCAGCAGCGUUCAACGCUUCGUGCUGCUCUCUGACAGUGGAGCUGGUGGCGGUGGACAAGGCCAUGAAUGUCGGCACCUGUCGGUUUUCCAUCGUCCGCAACGCGGGACCGCCCUCCCUCGCUCUGUCCCUCCCACUGUUGGUGUGUCUGCUGGUCUCUGCCCUCUUCACUACGUCCCUCAGAGACUUACUUAUCUGAUCUUAACCUCAUGGACUGACUGACUGCCAACCUGAUACUACUUCUUAAACUUAAAGGAGAAGAUACAUUUCUCAACCAUAUUUCUAUUUUUGAUGUAAAUGGGAUGUUAUAGAAGGGUUCAGAAUACCUGUUCUGUGAUUUCACAUGUUUUUGAGAACUUAUCCCAAACAUCAAACCACUUCCUCAUCCUCGUUGUGUCGUAUGGGGCUCUGAAAAAGGCUCCAUAAACAAUCAAAUACGUCCUUUUAGAAACGGCAACGCUCUCAGUAUAGUGAUGCAGGUCUUUAGAUGUUGUACACAUGAAAUUGUGCCUUUCAGCACUUUAUCCGCAAUAUUAUAUUCCCUUUGGCGCCACUCGAGACGUUUCCCCUACCCUAUAUUGAGUGCUUUGCUUUAGCUUUCUAAAGAUCAACAACGUUUGAUCCAUUCAACAGGAGUGGAUUUUGUCUUUUUUCAAACUUUCUUUGUUUCAUCAAACGAUGAUGAAAAUAUAUAUUUUUAAAUAUAAAUGAUGAUUGCCGAACAAUGUGGAAGGAACGCGGGGCACGUGAUGUGAUCACUUAACUAUAAAGCUCCCCUCUACAUUUCAUUCUAAAUGCCUACUGCUUGCUAAAGCUAUUUCUCAACUUUAAACACAACGUUUCUUUGCAGGAUCCUUGUCCUGACUUUCCAGAAUCCCUGAAAUGCUUCGCCUUGCUUUUCUGAUUGGCUGGAUACAAGUUUCAACAUCCAAUUAUUUCAGAUCUACUAGAGUGCAAGUUUCACUGUGGCACCGUGGCGAUACGUUGGCACAUGAUGAUAAUUAUUCGAAUAUGACAAAUAUCAGUCAAUUCUUGCAUUCUAUGCAUGCUGGCUUUUGCCUGAGACAUGAAACAGGUAGGUUGGAGGGCAUACAGGCUAUCACCAAUGUAUUAAUUGCCAAUUUGCCUAAAUGGGUCAUUGAAACAGUUCAACCACAACAUUUUUAUUCAACCCUAUAGGUGUGAUGUCAUUACGUCCAUCGGUUUUUAUCGACACGUUCAGUGGAAACGCCUCGUAGCAGGUAACUUUCUAAAUGUCUACAAAACAUCACUGGACACGUUUAGUGGAAACGCCUCGUAGCAGGCAACUUUCUAAAUGUCUACAAAACAUCACUGGACAAGUUCAUGGAAACAUAGCUAGGGAUGGCGCAAUUGGGCAUCAGGUUGCUGUAUGAUAUGAUAAGGAAAGCUAAUAUAUUUAUUAACACCUAUCCAGGUGUUGUUAGAUCUGGCAGGAAUCUGCAAAGUUUUCAUCUGGGAAUGUUCCCAAGGCCACCACGAAAACGAAUGUUUCUGGUGUAAAAAAGUGCCAGCAGCUUCUCUCUCUGGGCAAUUUCUCAUCAUGUCACUUGCACUGUAAUAUUGAUGUUUUAAUUUUUGUGUCCGGUUUACCUCUCUGGCAUGAAUAAAAAGCUCUGCUUUCCUGCUGCA
This is a messenger RNA of Salvelinus fontinalis (brook trout), 4361 nucleotides long. RefSeq names its product von Willebrand factor A domain-containing protein 7-like. The transcript is spliced from 18 exons. The record is from RefSeq and is a predicted model, not a curated record. NCBI's taxonomy places the organism in Eukaryota, Metazoa, Chordata, Actinopteri, Salmoniformes, Salmonidae. The coding region runs from base 97 to 2910 and encodes 937 amino acids.